Messenger RNA from Elaeis guineensis (African oil palm), 1113 nucleotides. Its product is annotated as putative GEM-like protein 8. The record is from RefSeq and is a predicted model, not a curated record. NCBI's taxonomy places the organism in Eukaryota, Viridiplantae, Streptophyta, Magnoliopsida, Arecales, Arecaceae.
CUUUUCUUCUCUCUUCUUUCUGGGUUCAUUAAAUUACAAUUCUUUUAUAUUGGAUGAGCUGAUGAUGACUCUGCAAGAUAAGAGUGCUGAUUCAGCUGGCCACUUUAUUUCUGUUGAAUACAUUCACCACUUCCUAGAUUUCUCCACCUUAUAAAAAGGACUCUUUGCUGGGCGUUUGGAGCAGGGAACAGCUCGCAGAGAAACAACCUCAAGAGCGGCUGGAGCUAAGAAAGCUAAAGGAGCUUCAUCCCAAAAUGAAGAACCCAAGCCAUGACCAUGUCAUUGGAAUUCCUGUCACUUCGGUCACAUAUGCAGCAGAGGAAUUACCAAGUGAGUCUGCUUCUGUUGCCGAGCCUGCUAGCCCAUACCUUCAAUCUGAUUCAUAUGGGUCCAUCUACUGCAAACAAAGUAAAAAGGAUUCAGUUGCUGAUUUGAUGAGCAAGUUCAGCAAAAAAGCGGACAGCUACGUGCAAGGAAUCCGAGAACAUGUGACCUUGGGGCCUAAAAUCUCUGAAACUAUGAAGGGGAAGUUGAGCUUGGGGGCAAGGAUUCUUCAAGCAGGAGGUGUUGAGAGAGUUUUCAGGCAAGCUUUCUCUGUUGAGAAAGGAGAGAAAUUGCUGAAGACCUUCCAGUGUUAUCUGUCAACCACAGCCGGCCCUAUCGCAGGGAUGCUCUUUAUCUCAACCGAGAAAAUUGCAUUUCACAGUGACAAGUCCCUUACAUUAACUUCUUCUAAAGUAGAGCUGGCCAGAGUGCCUUACAAGGUUUUGAUUCCGUUGAGAAUGAUUAAGAAAGCCACGUCGAGUGAGAAUCUGGACAAGCCGAACCAGAAAUACAUCCAGGUGGUUACCAUGGAUAACUUUGAGUUUUGGUUUAUGGGAUUUAUCAGGUAUCAAAGAUCUUUCAAAUACCUACAACGGGCAAUCUCAGAAUUACAAUGACCUUUCUGCGGAAUGCAAGCAUCAUAUGAUAUGUACAAGAAAUGGAAAGAAGUCUCAGUUUACAAUGUCUUGUUGUAAAUUUGUUGUAAUUAUCAGGAAAACUGCUCCAUAUUUUCCAUCGGAGCAUGUUAUUCAGACUUAAUGGAAAAAGGGUGCCGAUUUUGUUUCUUCA